Nicotiana tabacum (common tobacco) is the source of this 913-nucleotide messenger RNA. RefSeq lists its product as uncharacterized. Lineage: Eukaryota; Viridiplantae; Streptophyta; Magnoliopsida; Solanales; Solanaceae. The record is from RefSeq and is a predicted model, not a curated record.
GAACCUUUUCAAAGUGACAUUUAUCACUUCACAGUUCACACGGAAAGAAAAAUUUAACCAACUGAGACUCGGUCACCUCCCCUCUCCUCUUCUGUCUUUGAGUUGUCAACAAAUUAUUAGUCCAGGUUCCUUAUUCGACUACUAAAUUUAAAAUUUAAUUUUCCCCUUAUUUCUCUCCUAUAUAUACACUCUUUUCCAGUCAUUUCUUCCAAAGGGAAUUGGCACUGAUAUUUCCUCUUCCUAUAACCUUGUUUUGUGCUAGUUUCACUUUUAACUUCUUUCUCAAAAAAAACUCCUGUUCCUAAAGGCUAGAAUGGCAUACUCAAAGGUAAUCGUUGCUCUGAUGUUGGCUUUGGUGGUUGGAUCUGCAUUUGCUCAGGCACCAGGAUCAUCUCCGGCAGCUUCUCCGAAGAGUUCUCCACCACCGGUAACAUCGUCACCUCCGGUGGCGACUCCUCCAUCUGCAGUAACACCUGUCUCUGCUCCUGCAAAUGCUCCUACUACUGCUUCUUCUCCAUCUGAAUCUCCAUUGGCAUCUCCUCCAGCUCCACCAACUGUCGAUACUCCGGCAUCAUCUCCUUCCGGUGGUGCUGCUCCUCCAUCCAUCGGUGCGGCUCCCAGCGGUUCUCCUACCUCAUCUCCCAACUCUGCUUCCUUGAACAGAGUCGCCGUCGCCGGAUCUGCUGUUGUAGCUAUUUUUGCUGCUACUUUCAUGCUUUAAUUAUCUGAUCUGUGAGAUAUUUUUUGUUUUAUUUUGCCGGAGCCGUCGACUUUUAUAGGCGGCGGUAGUCGUGGCCGCUGUUGAUUCUUUCUUACUACUACUACUAUUUGUUAUUGAUUAUUACUGGAUUCUUUGUUUAUUUUAUGGAGAGAUGUAUUCAUCAACUAGUUAAUAAUUUGUUCUGUUGAAGAG